UUCCAAUUCCGCGUUCCUCUCUCUCUGUACAAGUCGAAAAGAUCUAGAGAACAAAAUCCUGGCGUAAAUCUCGUUAGGGUUUUUCAGCUUUUUUUUUUUAAAAAAAGCACAAAAAACAUUUUGAUCUCUCUCUCUCUCUCUCUCUCUCUCUCUCUCUCUCAAUGGCGGGUUACAAAGCAGACGAUGAAUACGAUUACCUUUUCAAGGUUGUUCUCAUCGGUGACUCUGGUGUUGGAAAGUCCAAUCUGCUUUCACGAUUCACCAAGAACGAGUUCAGCCUCGAGUCCAAAUCAACCAUCGGAGUCGAGUUCGCGACUAGGAGCUUGAAUGUUGACGAUAAAGUCAUCAAAGCCCAGAUUUGGGAUACUGCUGGUCAAGAAAGGUACCGAGCCAUCACUAGCGCAUACUACCGAGGAGCCGUGGGAGCGCUUCUAGUCUACGAUGUAACCCGACACUCCACGUUUGAAAACGUGGAGACGUGGCUCAAAGAGCUCAGAAACCACACCGAUCCAAACAUCGUAGUGAUGCUCGUGGGGAACAAAUCCGAUCUCCGCCACCUCGUGGCUGUUCAGACGGACGAUGCGAAGUCAUUCGCUGAGAAAGAGUCUCUUUACUUCAUGGAAACCUCGGCUCUCGAUUCCACUAAUGUCGAGAACGCUUUCGCGGAAGUCCUCACUCAGAUUCACUGCGUUGUGAGCAGAAAGGCCAUGGAAGCUGCGAGCGAAUCCGCUAAUGUUCCGUCCAAAGGAGACAAGAUCGAUCUUGGUAAAGAUGUUUCUGCUGUGAAGAAAGGUGGAUGCUGCUCAAACUAAUAAUAAAUGAGUGGAACCACUUGGUUUAGUGGUAACGACCGGGUUUAUGUGUUCAAAAGUGGUUCGAAUAUGAGAGAUUGCUUUAGGUUGAUUGGUUAAAUGCUCUUGUGAUGUAUUUCUGUUGGUUCUAUAAAUUAAUCGAUGUUCUUGCCUGAGAAAAUGAUUUUGAAUUUUGAUGUUUUUUCAAUU
This is a messenger RNA of Raphanus sativus (radish), 1001 nucleotides long. RefSeq names its product ras-related protein RABA1c. Bases 162 to 812 code for a protein of 216 amino acids. The transcript has 2 exons. Gene Ontology annotation, cellular component: endosome. The record is from RefSeq and is a predicted model, not a curated record. Gene Ontology annotation, molecular function: GTPase activity; GTP binding. Lineage: Eukaryota; Viridiplantae; Streptophyta; Magnoliopsida; Brassicales; Brassicaceae.